CCCGGCGCGGCCUCAGUGCCUCACCCAGUCACUCUCGUCUCUCUCCCUCCCUUCCUCAUAAUUUCCAUUUUCCUUCGGCUUCAGGCUUCAAAAAACCCUAGCCUCCACAGGACCACUCUCGUCUCUAUCUCUCCCUGCGAGUCUCGAUCUCACCCUGACCCUGAUCCAGUCCCCCCGACUCUCGUAUCUCUCUCGCUGAGUCGCCGCGCGACCUCACCCUGACCCAGUAACCACCCCCGUAGGCAGCGGUCGACACGGGAGCACUAAAUUUCAAUUAAAGGAAACGGUGCAUCUUGAAGGGUAUCUAAAACCUAAAAGUUACAGAGAGAGAGAGAAAGAGAGGCAGAGGGACGGAGAUGAAGCAAGUGGUAGGGAUGGUAGUAUCGAACAAGAUGCAGAAGUCAGUGGUCGUGGCGGUAGAUAGGUUGUUCCAUAGCAAUCUCUACAACCGCUUUGUCAAGCGCACCUCGAAGUUCAUGGCACACGAUGAGCUCAACCAAUGCAACAUCGGAGACCGCGUCCGAUUGGAUCCAUCAAGGCCACUUAGCAAACGUAAGCGUUGGGUCGUUGCUGAAAUCCUCAAGAAAGCCAGAAUUUACGAACCACCCUCCUCUGAUACUAAACCACCACCACCAUCCUUGCCUAUUUCAACAGCCCCCUCCUAAGGUGAUGUUUUAUGCAGGACGCCUGAAAAGCUGAGAAUAUUGAGUUCUAGAGGACAGCCGGUUCCAAGAGCUGCUUAGUAGCAUCUGCACAAUCCUUGAUGAAAAGUCGAGAUUUCUAUUUUUUUUUUUUUAUCUGUACCUUUUGAACGGUAUAGACUGAACAGCUAUUGAGAGGGACUUAUAGCAUUAUUUUCUAUUCAGUUCUCUUGACAAUAUCUUUAAUUUCACUUCUGUUCAAUACUAUCCAAGACGCAGUGGUUUCAUUCA
This is a messenger RNA of Juglans microcarpa x Juglans regia, 932 nucleotides long. Its product is annotated as 30S ribosomal protein S17-like. The record is from RefSeq and is a predicted model, not a curated record. Gene Ontology annotation, biological process: translation. The transcript has 4 exons. Gene Ontology annotation, molecular function: structural constituent of ribosome. Lineage: Eukaryota; Viridiplantae; Streptophyta; Magnoliopsida; Fagales; Juglandaceae. Gene Ontology annotation, cellular component: ribosome. The coding region runs from base 357 to 665 and encodes 102 amino acids.